Peromyscus leucopus (white-footed mouse) is the source of this 1375-nucleotide messenger RNA. RefSeq names its product GPN-loop GTPase 2 (gene Gpn2). Gene Ontology annotation, molecular function: GTPase activity. Bases 153 to 1085 code for a protein of 310 amino acids. Gene Ontology annotation, cellular component: cytoplasm. The record is from RefSeq and is a predicted model, not a curated record. Lineage: Eukaryota; Metazoa; Chordata; Mammalia; Rodentia; Cricetidae. The transcript is spliced from 5 exons.
CGUUGGCGUGCAGGCGGGACUUCCUCUUAGGCAAUUUCCGGCGGAGUCCGGAAGUCGGGGCUUCACCCUUCCGUGCCGGGUAGUUUGCUUGUUUUCUGUGUGGGUCGGCUUGGUUUAGUUCGGGAGGCGCCCGUGGGCCGGCCUGCUCCCCUAUGGCGGGGUCCGCCCCGGCCACGGCCUUCGGGCAGGCGGUGAUCGGGCCCCCGGGCUCCGGGAAGACCACGUACUGCCUGGGCAUGAGUGAGUUCCUGCGCGCGCUCGGCCGGCGCGUGGCCGUGGUGAACCUGGACCCGGCCAACGAAGGGCUGCCGUACGAGUGUGCCGUGGACGUGGGCGAGCUGGUGGGGCUGAGCGACGUGAUGGACGCGCUGCGCCUGGGGCCCAACGGUGGCCUGCUCUACUGCAUGGAGUACCUGGAGGCCAACCUGGACUGGCUGCGCGCCAAGCUCGAGCCCCUCCGAGGCCACUACUUUCUCUUCGACUGCCCCGGGCAGGUGGAGCUCUGCACGCACCAUGCCGCCCUGCGCAGCAUCUUUUCCCAGAUGGCACAGUGGGACCUCAGGCUGACAGCUGUCCACCUUGUGGAUUCUCACUACUGUACAGACCCAGCCAAGUUCAUCUCGGUACUGUGCACCUCCCUGGCCACCAUGCUGCAUGUGGAACUGCCCCAUGUCAAUCUCCUCUCCAAGAUGGACCUUAUUGAACACUACGGGAAGCUGGCCUUCAACCUGGACUACUACACGGAAGUCCUGGACCUCUCCUACCUGCUUGAGCACCUGGCAUCUGACCCUUUCUUCAGUCACUACCGUCAGCUUAAUGAGAAGUUGGUCCAACUCAUUGAAGACUACAGCCUGGUCUCCUUCAUCCCACUGAACAUCCAGGACAAGGACAGCAUCCAGCGAGUCCUGCAGGCCGUGGAUAAAGCCAACGGCUACUGUUUCGGGGUUCAGGAGCAGCGAAGCCUGGAGGCCAUGAUGUCUGCUGCCAUGGGAGCUGACUUUCAUUUCUCCUCCACUCUGGGCAUCCAGGAGAAGUACCUAGCAUCCUCGGACCAGACGGCAGAGCAGGAAGCCAUGCAGCUCUAACGGCUGGGCCUGGAUGACAGUCAGCCGACUACAGACCCGACUGGACACAUCCAUCCCUGCAAAGGACUUCCGGAUAAAAAAGCAGACGUAGCGCCCUCAGCCGUGUCCUCGAAAUGCUCGAGCCCUGCCCCCACGAAAUGCUGCCUGAAUGUUGAGGACUGUCUCCACUUGGGCUGUGGCGGGAUGUGCUCUGAUCCGAGAUUAUUUUCUACUUUUGUGGGCUUCAGACUUUCCCUCAACCCUCAGGAACCAGGGGUUUGGAGCAGAACAAAGGAAUGUCUGCAGAUGGU